Messenger RNA from Oncorhynchus tshawytscha (Chinook salmon), 2948 nucleotides. RefSeq names its product NF-kappa-B inhibitor delta-like. The coding region runs from base 410 to 2122 and encodes 570 amino acids. The transcript has 11 exons. The record is from RefSeq and is a predicted model, not a curated record. Gene Ontology annotation, molecular function: protein binding. Gene Ontology annotation, biological process: regulation of gene expression. Lineage: Eukaryota; Metazoa; Chordata; Actinopteri; Salmoniformes; Salmonidae. Gene Ontology annotation, cellular component: nucleus.
UAGCCAGGUGUAGCAGUGGGAAGAUGUUGGGUCUAGUGUUGGGACAGCUUUAUGUAGGCCGUUUGUGAUCACAGUUUGUCAUCGUUAUACUGCAAUUAAUGUAUUGUUUAGUGUUGUGUUGUGUAGUGGCUUUACUGGCAUGCAUACCACUUUUUGCCCCACCAAGAUUUACAUGCUAAAAUCCCACACACACAAAACACAUACAAACAAAGGUAACCUGGUAGCCAAAAUCAUCCCCACACUUUGAAUCAGAACAUAAUAAUUCAUUGUUAAUUCAGAAAAUAUUCUGGAAAGUUAGUUGUCUAACAUAACAAAUAUUAUCUCUGUCUACACCCUCCUCUUCCCUCCCUCCAUCUCUGAGCAAGUGGAGCGUAGCGCUGCGCUUUGAUGUGGUGCUCUUGCGCACCCAAUGUUCACAUACUAUAGUGGGCGUGGUGUUGGAAAUGGAGAUGGCGUCACCGGUAACGUGUUAUGUGUGUACAUAGUAGCAAGAUUACAACGAGCCUGUGACAGAAGAGGCACACGAGUCAGAUCAUACAAGUCUGACACUUACAGCAGGACCAGGACUCGCUGCGAAUUCAAACCCCGAAGAAGAGACACCAAAUAUUUUGGACCAAGAGGAGCUGACAAGGUGCUACAAAGAAAAAGGGAUUCUGACAUGCACUGGCAGAAAUCACCGAAGGAGAAGCCGUGUUACACUCUUCCCACAGUGAAGAAACUCCUGGAGCAGAAGAGGAAGAGGGAGACCUCCUCGACGGCAACAACCAGUACCGGUGUCUCCACUGCCACUGUCCUCUCCCAACAGGUGUCAACACCAGAGAAGUCUACCUCAACAGGUGUAGCCAGCAGCUACUCAGACAUGGCAGUGGGGUAUGAGAGAUGGGGUCCUAUGGAUGAGCACCAAACCCUCUUGGCCAUACAGGAAGGUCCAUUCUCCCCUAUGGGGAACAAUUACUUCUCCAGCCCAUCCUCCUCAAUGGACUACAGCCAUACUCCGGCCUACAGCCCUCAGAUGGUCUCCAGCUACAACACACAGCAGAUGCAGGACUACCCAGACACCAGGAUGCCUCAGCAUUAUACGGAGUGUCCAGUGACCGAGGCUGUGUCUAGUUUGGUUCCUUCUGGGCCCCUGCAGACCACUGUCUUCUCCUGGUCGUCGGGGGCCCUGGGCCCCACAGAACCUGUCCAGCAGGUGUUUAGUGGCCAGAUGGAUGUCACUAAGCUGGAGGAAGCCAGGAUGUUCCUCAGAGGGAUGGACUACAGCAGAACCACCUGGCAGGAUGACGACGGAGACACGAUUCUGCAUAUCUAUACAGCCAAGGGCCUGAGGGAGUAUGCAUUCGCUGCAGCAGAGAGGCUUGCUGAGCUGGGCAGGCUAGACUCCAAGGAACACAAGGGGAAGACUGCUUUGCUGGUGGCGGUGACUGCUAACCAUCCGGAAAUCGUCCAGGAUCUGUUGUCUUUAGGGGCGGAUAUAAAUGCCUGUGAUGUCAAAGGUCAAACAGCACUUCAUCUUGCUGCCACCUAUGGCUUCCCCAGGGUUAUGCAGGUUAUUCUCUCCAUUGGGCCUGGAGUGAACCUGGAGGCUCGCAAUUUUGAAGGUCUGACUCCUCUGCACUGUGCAGCCAUCUCCCACAGUGGCACCCUGAAGACUCUCUCCUCCCUCACCUCCACAGGGCUGGGUGAUGCCAGCCUGCAUGCCCUGGCGGAGGAGAAGCUCUCCUGGCUGCAAAUGCUCCUUAACACCGGAGCCUCCCUGACCAGCCAGGAAAUCAAAAGUAACAAGACUGUUCUUCACCUGGCUGUGAAGGAGGGGAACAUCCAGCUGGUUCGCCAUCUGCUGAAAACCCCCCUGGACAACAUGAGGGACUUUGUCAACAUGAAGGCCCACGGUCAUACCGCACUGCACAUGGCUGCUGGUCUCCAUGGCAGCCCACACCAGGAGGAGAUGCUGAGGCUGCUGCUGAGCAGAGGGGCCGACCCCAGCAUCCGCAACCUGGAGAACGACCAGCCUGCACACCUGCUGCAGAGUGGACCCCACGGGGAACAGCUCAAGCUCAUCCUGAAAAAGCGAAGUGCUUCCUCUCGUCGACGUGUAAUGUCCUUACAGGACCAAGAGUGACCCGGACUACUUUUUAUGUCCCUGUGUAUCCCUCCACCUCUUUUCAGAGGAAGUACUGAAGGUCUGUACUGUAGGUUGAAUCCAGACAUCUGUACUUCCAACAGGGAGGGAUUCUAGCGUAUCUUCAUGUGAGGAUUUUCAAACACCGUGAAUCUCUAAUAUAUACUAGAGCAUUCACUUUGAAACUAUAUGUUUGAUUGACAUGAUUUUGGUCCCUAUCUGAAUUCAGUUAGCAAUGACGUUUAUGUAUUUUUAUAUCUUAAUGGGCAGCUAUUGUUUUUGUUUAAUGGAUAUCUAGCAAUGAGCAGUGGUAACAGGUGGUAUUCCAGUCCCCCCUGACAUUACUGUCACUCAGUACAACCUUGAUUUCUAUGAUAAUCGUUUACAUUAUAUUCAAAGCUUCCGAGACUCAUUGUAUGAGUACCCCCCCAGCCGGGAAGCCCUCCUUAGUGGUAUAUCUGAGGAGGGUUUCUGGGCUCCCACCCCCACUCAUUCUCUUGUCAAAACUUCCCACCAUGGUCAGAAAUCAUAUUGGUUUGUUGAAAGGUGGUUGUUGUUUCACUAAGCAUGUGACACAGUGUACCAUUGUGCUCAUGCUUUCAAUGUUGCUUAUAACUUAUCUAGGUCUUUUCUUUUUAUAUUUGAUAUACUCACAGCACUCAUUGAAUAGCUAAUAUAUUGUCAUUGGUGGAAAAACUACUCAAGUAUGACUUUUGAGUAAAGGUAAAGAUACCUCAAUAGAAAAUGACUCAACUAAAAGUGAAAGUCACCCAGUAAAAUAUUACUUCAGUAAAAGUGUAAAAGUAUUUAGUUUUAAAUAUACUUA